Daphnia pulex (common water flea) is the source of this 1541-nucleotide messenger RNA. It is a transcript of the gene mh, whose product is annotated as DNA-dependent metalloprotease dvc-1-like. NCBI's taxonomy places the organism in Eukaryota, Metazoa, Arthropoda, Branchiopoda, Diplostraca, Daphniidae. Gene Ontology annotation, biological process: DNA repair. The transcript has 5 exons. The record is from RefSeq and is a predicted model, not a curated record. The coding region runs from base 118 to 1422 and encodes 434 amino acids. Gene Ontology annotation, cellular component: nucleus. Gene Ontology annotation, molecular function: polyubiquitin modification-dependent protein binding; metalloendopeptidase activity; single-stranded DNA binding.
AUCAAGAACUUCAACGAUUCAAAAGUUUGUAAAUAGUUCCGGACUUCCGGUGACUUUGAUCAGUAAUUCAGUACUCCAUUGGCCACUGCACAUUUUGUUUUAAAUCAAGAACAGUAAAUGAGUUUGAUAAGCAAACAGAAAAAUGGAAUGUAUCCCAACUCUAUCGUGGACGAAGAAUGGGAAUAUUUGGAUCCCACCCCCGAUAUUCAUAGUCUGUUUCUUCAAUUUGAUGAUCGCUUUUUUUCUAGCCAGCUAAAAAGUGUUGUGGUGAAAUGGAGCCCGAGAAUGACUGUGUGUGCUGGUUUGUGUAGGUAUGAAGGAAGGAGAUCUGGGCAUUGCUCCAUCAGCCUUAGUGUACCACUUUUGAAAUUGAGACCAAGAAAGGAUCUUGUUGAAACUCUUCUGCAUGAAAUGAUCCACGCCUUCCUGUUCCUGACGAACAACAACAGGGACAGGGAUGGCCAUGGUCCAGAAUUUCAAUUUCAUAUGCACAGAAUCAACCAAGAAAGUGGAACUAAAAUCACAAUUUAUCACAGCUUCCACGAUGAAGUAAAACUGUACAAACAGCAUUGGUGGAAAUGUACAGGCCCUUGCCAGCAUAGGCAACCUUUCUAUGGACUAGUAAAGCGCUCAAUGAAUAGAGCUCCUGGACCACAUGAUAACUGGUGGGCUGCUCAUCAAGCAAGUUGUGGUGGUUCCUAUGUAAAAAUAAAAGAACCGGAAGGAUAUGGUGUUAAAAAGAAAAAAGAAGGUAAUGAGAAUAAGGGAGGGCCAGACCCCAAGAAGCAAAAGAUUGAAAUUCCAUCAGGUGCACGCGAUAUUCGGGGGUUUCUCAACUCUCCCACUGCUGGACCAUCUAAGAAAGCAGUAACUGCUACUGGGAAUCUAUCUACUUCUCAACCUAAACUGCCAACCAAUAAUCCCGUGAAAGGGAAAGCUUGGACAGGAUUUUCGGGCAAGAACGUUAGUCCUCCCAAAGGGAAAGCUAUAUCCGGAUAUUUUACUACUUCCACCACUUCGGGCAAAGGAAAAACUGUCACCGGCUUUGCAGGAUCGGUGAAGAACAAAGGGAGUUCGACAAUAACGGUUACAUCACCAUCUUCUGGAUCAACAGAAACAAGUGAACCAAAUGAUGCAAGACCGACUCAAGGAGGCAUUGUGUCCAAGCCUCCAUCUAUGACGUUAUUUAUCCCUUUUACUGGACAAGGCCGACUCUUGGGUGGUGGCCCACCAAAAGUCAACACUCCUUGGGCCAAUCCUUCAACAUCAUCCAUCAAAAAGGAAACUCCAAAGGUCGUUGAAAUAGUUUCUUUGGACGCGGAUGACGGCCCCAAAGAUGAGAAAAAAGUGCCCUGUCCAAUUUGCCAGUCGCUUAUCGACCUCAGUCAGAUCAACACACAUUUGGAUUCCUGUUUGUCUUGAAUUGAACAACUCUGUCAGUAUUCGUCUUCAUAUUUCUAUCGAAAUUCUGUGAUGCUCAAAAGUGUAUUUAACAAAGAAAAACUCAAAUGUUUUAAUAUUACAAAGAUGGUCCCGUUUUA